Chrysemys picta bellii (western painted turtle) is the source of this 1863-nucleotide messenger RNA. Lineage: Eukaryota; Metazoa; Chordata; Testudines; Emydidae. The record is from RefSeq and is a predicted model, not a curated record.
AAAAGUGCGGGGGCUGACGGGAUAGCGGCGGUCACAGGAGGGUGGGGCGUGUUUGCAGCAGGAGGGACAGACAGACAGACGGGGAGCUGGUCGGAGCGAGAGACCCGGUCAGCAAAGGAUUCCUCCAGCAUCAGGAUGUUCUUUACGUGUGGCCCCAAUGAGGCCAUGGUGGUCUCGGGCUUCUGCCGCAGCCCCCCAGUGAUGGUGGCAGGGGGCCGGGUCUUCGUCCUCCCCUGCAUCCAGCAGAUCCAGAGGAUCUCCUUGAACACGCUGACCCUGAACGUGAAGAGCGAGAAGGUUUAUACCCGGCACGGGGUCCCCAUCUCUGUCACUGGCAUCGCCCAGGUGAAGAUCCAGGGCCAGAACAAGGAGAUGCUGGCGGCUGCCUGCCAGAUGUUCCUCGGCAAGUCGGAGAGCGAGAUCACCCACAUCGCGCUGGAGACGCUGGAGGGACAUCAGCGGGCCAUCAUGGCCCACAUGACUGUGGAGGAAAUCUACAAGGAUCGGAAGAAGUUCUCAGAGCAGGUUUUUAAAGUGGCCUCUUCAGACCUGGUCAACAUGGGCAUCAGCGUGGUGAGCUACACGCUCAAGGACAUUCACGAUGACCAGGAUUAUCUGCACUCGCUGGGGAAAGCCAGGACCGCCCAGGUGCAGAAAGACGCCCGGAUGGGGGAAGCUGAGGCCAAGAGAGACGCCGGCAUCAAGGAGGCCAAGGCGAAGCAGGAGAAGCUCUCUGCCCAGUACUUAAGCGAGAUCGAGAUGGCCAAGGCGCAGCGGGACUACGAGCUGAAGAAAGCCACCUACGACAUCGAGGUGAACACCCGCAAGGCCGAGUCCGACCUGGCCUAUCAGCUGCAGGUGGCCAAGACCAAGCAGAAGAUCGAGGAGCAGAAGAUGCAGGUGCUGGUGGUGGAGCGGACCCAGCAGAUCCAGCUGCAGGAGCAGGAAAUCAUCCGCAAGGAGCACGAGCUGGAGGCCACGAUCAAGAAGCCGGCCGAGGCCGAGCGCUACCGGCUGGAGAAGCUGGCGGAGGCCCAGAGGUAUCCACUGAUCAGCCCCCCCCCCCUGCAGGUGAAGGGGGAGGCUCAGGCGUUCGCCAUCGAAGCCAAGGCGCGGGCGGACGCCGAGCAGAUGGCCAAGAAGGCGGAGGCGUUCCAGCAGUACCAGGACGCCGCCAUGGUCGACAUGCUGCUGGAGAAGCUGCCCCAGGUGGCGGAGGAGAUCAGCAAGCCGCUGAGCGCGGUGAAGAAGAUCACCAUGGUGUCGAGUGGCAGCGAGGGCGUGGGCGCGGCCAAGAUGACGGGGGAGGUGCUGGAAAUCAUGAGCAAACUCCCCGACACUGUGGAGAAACUCACCGGCAUCAGCAUCUCCCAGAUGAGUCAGAAGAAGCCGGGGCGAAUGUCCUAGUCGCUGGAAGUCAGGGGGGCUCUGCCCCGAGCCGCGCAUGUCCCUGAGCCCCCCCCCCAUUCUCCUUGCUGUGUGUGUCUCAGGCCCCCCCUCAUGCUGGCUGCCCCCCGAGGGGGGGAUGUGCAGGGCACCAGCCACUGAGCCCCGUGGGUCAAUGCCACCUCCCGUGUACCCUCGCCAGCCCCCCAACCUCUCCCCCUUCCUGAAGAGCUAGGGGGGGUUGCUCCUCACACCACCCUAACCUCGCCUGGACCCUUGUAUUCCUGUGGGAUCAGCCCCACAGACCCACUCCCUCGCUCCGUCAUCUCUUCACAUCCAAGAUCAUCCUGAGGGAGAAGCUCCGUCACCUCCAGCUCUGGAACGGCGGGCGCCAUGUCUUUAUUGUCAUUCAGGAGGUGCAGCUUUGAAGUCUGUUUUCUCAAGAGCCGCAGAGUGAGAAACAAACCCUUUAUACUG